UUUGUCUAAAUGCACUUUCCACAAUCUUUUUUUUGUUCGACAGACAAGACCGUGAUUGUUUGGGAUUUGACACGUAAUGACGUCAGCUAUGGUGUACCCAAGAGGAGUUUGAAAGGGCAUAAUCACUUUGUAUCCGAUGUCGUCACGUCUUCUGAUGGACAGUUUGCCUUGACCGGAUCAUGGGAUAAGACACUCCGAUUGUGGGAUAUUGGAACUGGCAAGACCACCCGUACGUUUAAUGGUCACACCAAGGAUGUCCUGAGUGUUGCCUUCUCUGCUGACAAUCGUCAGAUUGUAUCCGGUUCUAGGGAUCGCACCAUCAAGCUCUGGAAUACCCUUGGAGUGUGCAAGUACACCAUCCAGGACGACUGCCACUCCAAUUGGGUAUCAUGCGUCAGGUUCUCACCGAAUGCUUCGAACCCUAUCAUUGUCUCUGGAGGCUGGGACAGGGUCGUCAAGGUCUGGAACCUGACCAACUGCCGUCUGAAGACCAACCACUAUGGACAUACUUGCUUCUUGAACUGUGUGACUGUAUCCCCAGAUGGUUCACUCUGUGCAUCCGGUGGCAAGGACGGUCUGUCUAUGCUGUGGGAUCUGAAUGAAGGCAAGCACUUGUACACCCUGGACUCCCAAGAAGGCAUCAAUGCCCUCUGCUUCAGCCCCAACAGGUACUGGCUCUGUGCUGCUGCUGGACCUACCAUCAAGAUCUGGGAUCUGGAGACCAAGUCCACCGUUGAUGAGCUUCGACCCGAGGUCAUCGGAAACUCAAGCGCCAAGACGGAAUGUAUGAGCUUGGCCUGGUCAGCUGACGGUCAAACUCUCUUUGCUGGAUACACUGACAAUCUCAUUAGAGUCUGGCAGGUCUCUAUCGCAAGCUCAUAGAAGUCUAAACACCCACAUAAUUAACAUCCUCAGUAUGACACACAGGCUUGCUGCCCACAAGGGAGCUACAAGUAUAAGUGAUCUUUACAAAAUGGCUCUUUUGGGGGCAGCAUUUUAUUUUAUCAUCUCCCUUCAUGGAAUGCUUGUCUGGACCCUAUCAGAUUGAUGCAAUCAUGUAAGCCAGUGUGUCACUGAAGGAAGGUGAAUCCCUGAUAUAUACAGAAUUAUGUCAUUCUAUCUCCAGAUUUAAACAAUACAUAUUCAUCCUGAUAAAAUAACUCUUCUCAAAUGAAAUUAAAAUUUCAUUGGGGGUUGGUUUGCAUAUAUUCCAGUUCAUAAGCCAUUGCAACGUCUGGCAAAUAUUUCAACUAAUUCACAAGCUCUCAACUAAUUUAUCUUGCAAUUUUGAUGUCAAAAAUACAAAUUGAAGGCAGAAAUUCAGAACAUUUUGUGCUUUUGUUCGUAGGCAAAACAAUGUUAUCCAUCUAUCUUCAAGCUUAACACUGGCUAUGCCUACGGGGUUGGUUUUACUGACAUAUGAUUUGGAAGCAAGUGAUGUAACGUUCAUUGUACAGUUCCAAAAAUUAUUGUGUCAAGUUCAGUAAGAGAAAUAAACAAGGAAUGAUUCCUUGACAGUACGCUCAUAA
Lytechinus pictus (painted urchin) is the source of this 1529-nucleotide messenger RNA. RefSeq names its product small ribosomal subunit protein RACK1-like. Lineage: Eukaryota; Metazoa; Echinodermata; Echinoidea; Temnopleuroida; Toxopneustidae. Gene Ontology annotation, cellular component: cytosol; nucleus. Bases 10 to 882 code for a protein of 290 amino acids. Gene Ontology annotation, molecular function: translation regulator activity; protein kinase C binding; ribosome binding. Gene Ontology annotation, biological process: rescue of stalled cytosolic ribosome; positive regulation of protein phosphorylation. The record is from RefSeq and is a predicted model, not a curated record. The transcript has 6 exons.